AUGAUUACUAAACUGCGAGAAAUUCCGGAGUCAAAGUUCGAACUCUCCCUAUUCGAAAAUAUCUCCAAACCACGUUCUAAACUCUGUCCUGUUGCGCCCCGAGUCGAUGGAGAUUUCAUAACAAAGCCCAUCAGCGAACUUCGCAAGGAAGCUUCGGGCAAGCCUAUGCUUAUUGGAUGCUGCGAAGUUGAAGGCCUCUUUCUGACAUCUGGAAAACAUCCUUCUAUUGAUGGAAUAAUGGAGGAGAUUGCCAAAUUAGUUUCCGAGGAUGACCAUCCAUCCAAUUUCAAAUGGCUGCGAAGGGAGAUCUUCCGAAAAGUGCUCAGUGAUGAGAACAUAACGAAUCAUGAAGCAGUAGUGAGGGCUUAUGCCGAGAUCAUUGGCGAUGCAUUCACCAACAUUGGUGUGCAAAAAGCAGUACUAGAGACGCUGGAAGCCCACGACGUACCG
This is a messenger RNA of Strongylus vulgaris, 450 nucleotides long. The record is from the annotation of a GenBank genome assembly. NCBI's taxonomy places the organism in Eukaryota, Metazoa, Nematoda, Chromadorea, Rhabditida, Strongylidae.